CCAGACCCUUGGUGGAUGAGGAAUACAAGCACACAUAUUUCUGGUUGCAGGGUUUCUCAGGCUCGAGAUGCAAGAGGCCAGCAUCUCGCCUUCCCUAAUACCUUUCCGUGCCCUGCCUCGGUGUGCUUGGAUGCACAGCAGUGCCCGGUUUGCAGGACAGCUGCUCGGGAUUCGGUUCCCGUCCUGCGUCCGUCGCUGGGACGUGCUGGGGCCACGCUGCUCCCCGUCAGAUUCCCCUGCACGGGUGCCAGCGUUUAGUCACCUCUUCUAAAUAGUCACCUCUGUACUGGACAGCGUAGUGAUGAAACGUCAGAGCUGUGCUGAGCGUGCUCGCCCUUAGUAAACGCGAGCUGGCCCGCAGUCCUCCCCGAAUUUCCCACGAGAUUUUUGGGGGUUUUCUGUCCCUGCAAAGAUAGCCGCCUGCAGUUAUUUCCUGAACAGUUGCUUGAGAUUUCUUUCACGCCCGUAUAUUUAAGAAGCAUCAGUUUUUGUUUUGACUGGUACCGAGAUGCUGGGUUUGAACGCCUUCUGAGUGCUUUGCAGGCAGGGUGAGCUCCUUGGCAGUAAUUCUGACCAGCUGCAGACGUGCUCCCCGUCGCCGCAUUCCCUCGCACGCAGGUACGGGUGCACCCGUGCAUUAUUUCGAGCAGUGUGGCUGCAGGGGGUGCAGUGGCUUUGCGGGUACCUAACAGGUCCCAAACCCGACCUUUUUGCCCUGCUUUUUGGGAUGUGGCUGGCUUUCCUUCCAGCCCGGGCAGCUGUGAACCUUCCUGUCCCGUUACUUUGGGUGCGCACGCAUACAAGAAGGAAAACAUUCUGCAAGUGCUGGAAGUUGCCUCGUGUUGGCUCUGCAGGAGACCCCAACUCCGUUUUUCUGUAACGAGGCACCGAGGCCUCAGAAAUAUUCUACAAACGCAGCUACCAGCUUGUGUAUGGAUUAAAAUAAACUUAGUAACAAGAAUGUCGGAGUGUGUGCCAAGAACUUAGCUGCUUAAGAACCCUACUUAGAAAAGUGAGUAGGGUUUUACAUAUUAAGGAAUAUGUUUAUACCUGUGAGCACUUAAAUUCCUGGUUACGUUUCAUAUUUUUUUCCUCUUCGUGUAUUGAACGAACUGCUUAUUCCAUCCGAGCUACUUUUCUUUCUGGUAUUUCCCAACGUGUGCUGAAGAUUUCCGCAGAAAGCGAGCUGAUAUUCCAGGCCAUUAGCUGGCUCUUUGAUGAAAGGAUCACCAAAACCUGCACCUUUUGCGCUAAUACACCCUUGGAGGAAAUACCUUUCUGCCUAGCACUCAGAUCACGCUCUGCAGCAGAGGGAUCGAUGGUCUGUGUUAGCCAUUAGGCGCUUAAAAUACCCAAGCCUGACACCGACUAAUUUAAGUACUGAUAAACGAAGUCAUCAGGAUGCAGCGCUCCUGAAAGUCCUGCCGCUGUAGUAGUGGAGAAUGAGGUGGUGGCUAAAUGACAUCUGAAGAAACUCUUGGAGCUUGUUACCAGAGACCAUGUUCCUCUGAUCAUUAAAUCAUGCGCUGUUCAGCUGUGAAACAUCGUGGCAUGUGUUUUUGCUAACAGAAAACGUUGUCAAAUAUUGUUCUGCCUUUCUCCUACAAGAGUUUCUACCAGUGCUGUCAGAAGGUCAAGAAAAGUGCACUACCUGUGCUGCCCUAGGACUGUUGAUGUCCUCAGCUGUUGUAGGAAAAGCACCAGACCUGGAACCCAGUUUGUUACUGGUAAAAGUGAAACUCGUACACGUUCUGUGCCUUGUGGAAGGAGGAGCUCCAAGCCCAAUCUCACCUUACAGAGCGCCUUUAUAGAGGAAUUUAAAAAAUGCUGGAAUGUCUUGGGAGUGGAGACAUGGAAAGGACAUGGGGGAAGCAGAGAAAUGGGGACUUGUGGAAGAGGAAACACAAAGAUUUCCAAAUGAAUAACCGAAAGGAAGAUAUGGAGAUUGCUUCCCACUACCGGCAUCUGCUUCGUGAGCUCAAUGAGCAGAGACAGCACGGCAUCCUCUGUGAUGUUUGCAUUAUAGUGGAGGGGAAGAUAUUUAAGGCUCACAAAAACGUUCUGCUCGGGAGUAGUCGCUACUUCAAAACGCUGUACUGCCAGGUACAGAAAACCUCCGACCAGGCCACGGUCACCCACUUAGACAUUGUAACUGCACAAGGCUUUAAAGCAAUCAUUGACUUCAUGUACUCGGCACACCUCGCGCUGACCAGCAGGAACGUCAUCGAGGUGAUGUCAGCUGCCAGCUAUCUGCAGAUGACGGAUAUCGUACAAGCCUGUCACAACUUCAUAAAAGCAGCUCUUGACAUAAGCAUAAAGUCUGAUGCAUCGGACGACCUCAUCGAUUAUGAACUCGGAGCCCCUUCCAGCAGCAGCACGGAUGCUUUGAUUUCGGCGGUGGCGGCUGGCAGGAGUAUAUCGCCCUGGUUAGCCCGACGAACGAGUCCAGCCAACUCUUCUGGAGACUCAGCUAUCGCCAGCUGCCACGAAGGAGGGAGCAGUUACGGAAAAGAGGAUCAAGAACCAAAAACAGACAGCCAUGAAGACAUUUCAUCCCAGUCCCUUUGGUCUAGUGACAUGGGCUAUGGGUCUUUACGUAUCAAAGAGGAACAGGUUUCACCGUCACAUUACGGAGGGAGCGAACUCCAUUCUGCCAAGGAUAGUGCAAUACAGAACACUUUCUCGGAACAAGGAGUAGGGGAUGGCUGGCAGCCCACUGGGCGCAGAAAGAACAGGAAAAAUAAAGAAACUGUGCGUCACAUUACGCAGCAAGUGGAGGAUGACAGCAGGGCAAGUUCCCCAAUGCCGUCUUUUUUACCUGCCUCAGGAUGGCCGUACAGCAGUCGAGACCCAAGUGCCGACGUGGCCGUGACGGAGCCCAGCAGCUCCGACAGCCGAGUGGAGCGCUCGGACCCCUACGCCAACGUGGACGAGGCGCUGGUGGGCGGCGAGGCCAGCUACCUGUCGCAGCCCCUGACGCCGGACAAGGAGGACGCGCUUCAGGCCGCCACCGUCGCCAACCUGCGGGCCGCCCUGAUGAGUAAGAACAGCUUGCUGUCCCUGAAAGCCGACAUGCUGGGAGAGGACAGUUCGCUGCUGUUCGAGUACUUACCCAAAGGCACGCACUCUCUCUCUCGGCCUGGCACCAACUUGAAUCGUUCAAGGGGCGAAUGUGAUGGCAAAGUGGAAGCACCAUCUCCCCCGCUGCCUUCAUCACACCUUGCCACUCAGAGCCCCCCUGCGAUCUGCUGUUCUGGUGACAUGUCACCAGAAGCCAUGACAAAAGGAGAGAUGCCUUCCUCAGCCCAGGCCGCUUACGAUGGAUUUCUAGCACUUUGGCAGUUUAAUAACUCUGACACAGAUCCAUGUUUUUUGAGGUCUGAAGACAUGGACUUAACUAACGAUGGCCUGUUCCUAGAUUCAGCCCUAUCCAAGAGACUGACCUGUGGCUUCUGCAGGAGGGUUUUUGAGUGUGCCGAGAAGCUGAAGGAGCACAUCCACGAGCACGCUUUCUCCAUGAUCUUCCCGUUCGACUUGGCUGCCUGCGCCUGGCCUGGCCUCGCCGACGGGGUGCCUGCUGGCCAGCUCGCCCGCUUCCAGUGCUCCAAGUGCCCCGCGAGCUUCACGCUGAAGUCGAACAUGGAUCGGCACGAGAAGACGAUCCACUUCAACUUCAACGAGUUCACAGUGAUCAGGAAGAAAUUCAAGUGCCCAUACUGCAGUUUCUCCGCCAUGCACCAGUGCAUCCUGAAGAGACACAUGCGAUCCCACACGGGAGAAAGACCUUAUCCCUGCGAGAUCUGCGGGAAGAAGUUCACGCGCCGGGAGCACAUGAAGCGGCACACCUUGGUCCACAGCAAGGAUAAAAAAUACGUCUGCAAAGUGUGCAACCGAGUGUUCAUGUCCGCAGCCAGCGUGGGGAUCAAGCACGGCUCUCGCCGCCACGGGGUUUGUGCCGAUUGCUCGGGCCGGGGCAUCGCGGGUCACCUGGACCACAACGGCGGAGAAGGCUCCCCGGACGAGCUGUACCCCGGCGAAGGGCAGUACAUGGAAGACCCAGACGACAUCAAAGUGGAGGGAGACGAGGAGAUGGGAGACGACGACGACAUCAAGUGGAAAGACGACGUAGGAAUGCCGCAAGAUGACGUGAUUUUAGAUGAUGACAAAGACGUCGACUCUCCGCAGGAGCAGGAGAACUCUGGGGAGAACGACAAGGAUUUUACCUGGAUUUCUUAGGGAUUUUUUUUCAUUUCGUUCUGUUGUUUGUAGGGGGAGGGAGGGCGGGGGAGGAAGGAGUAUGUUGGAAAAACUGCGUAGCCUUGUCGUCGUCCAUGUGUGCAAAAUAAUUUCUGUGUUUUCUAAACGAGUCCUUCUCUGUUCCACUCAGAUACUGUGUUAGCGGUGUCGCUUCCAGUGACAUGACCGACUUCACCUUCCCCCUUCUCCCUUCACGAAGAAACCCGACCGUGUCCGCCUCCCCGGCAGAGCGAGCCAGGCUCGUGCAAGUGACUUACGGUGUCCAUAGGGGUGAGCGCUGAGCGGGGAGGAGCGGGCGACUCGCAGGCUGCGUGAAGCUUGUUUCCCCUGUACCUCUCCCACCCCGAACCCAACACCGGGGAGAGCUUGUGUCCGAAGCAGGUUUUUUGGUGGUGGUUGUUUUUUUUUUAACACCUUUUCUGUGUUACAAAAUCCUAGCGGCGGCGGAAUUGCGAACUAACGUUGUGGAAACAAAUCGAUGUACGUGUUUGAGGGCUUUCCCUAACGAUGCGGGCCUUUUUUGCAAAGUUAUUUAAAGAGUUUUUAUUAUUUUUUACGGAGCCAAAUAGAUCAAAAGGCAAGUCAGAUUGCAGCCUUACGAGUUCUCGUCAUACAAGUAGAUUCGUAGCUUCCAAAAGAAUCACCAUCAAAAAAGAUCAUGGCAUUUCUUGGACCUACUGGCACCUUACCCGUGUCCCGUCUUCCAGCCUUGCUUACCGCAUUCACCGAAAUGAGUGCUGGUGUUUCCACAGAACUCUUUGCUAUAAAGGGCACGGGUAAUUGUCUACCUGUCAUCGUCUCCCACAGAUAUUUUCACUUUUCUCCCUUUGCUCAGCUGCCUUUUUCAUGAAUAUAUGCAAACUGUAGUAAAAAAAAAAAACGAGGCAUUUAGCAAAGUGCAGGACAGACUGUGAAACAUAGGAAGCCAAGGUGAGGAAAUCCUAGGGCAGUGGAAAUCCUGCUGCUCCUGCCCAGCAGGCUUCAGCAGGGCCAGGGUUUCACCUGGGUGCGUUGCUCUUCCUUGCCAAGCUGAAAACUUCGAUUCAUCAUUGGUAGGUGUAAAGCCUAUCAAAUUCAUACAGGAAACCUUCAGUUUCAGCUGCACUGGUUUGAUGUAAAUUUGCAAAUAAAUUUUUUUCUUAACGAGAACCAGGUUUCUCUCCUAGCACGUCUCCUAAAAGGUUUUGUGGGUCUGCUCCAGGUAGUUGGAUUCUCCUUGUCCAUAUCGGCCACUGUUGCCUUCUUCCAACUACAAGGAAAUGACAACAACUAAGUGCAUUGGAAGUGUCUUGUUCCUGCGAGAAAGCUUGUUUUACCUUUCACCUCUUUGCUUCUGGUGCUUUUUUUUAACAAAAAAAAAAGAAAAGAAAAAAAAAAAAAGCUGAAGACCUCACUAUUUCCUUGCUGUGGAGCAAUUUUAUACAAUGUCUGUGAUGACGGUAUCUUGAAACCUGCCACAAAAGACAACCUGUUGCCAGAAAGCCAAAUGACUAAAAGGUGCUAUUUUUUUUUCCAGUGCUGGGAAAGGCAAUCUCUGUGGGGAGGGAAAAAGUUCUCGCAGGCGUGUUGUUCCUUAAUGAAAAGCAUGGUUCCCCCCAGCAAAGAAAAUAGAGUUUAUUGUACAAUAAACCCCGGGAAAGCAAACGAUCUUUCAGGAUUUAAGCUACUGAGCACCAGGGCUUGUUUUGGGGGAGCGUGGCAAGGUGGGAGCCUUGCUUCUGGCCCUGCAGUAGCUGCUUCUCCACUCGUCCCCGCCGCACGAGCCGCGUCCGGGGGUCGUGGGUUUUUUUGAGUCCCUUUCUCUGCAGCCAUCUCCCGUUCCCCGCAGAAGCUCGCUGCCUUCUCUCUGCGUUUCUUCCCCCUUCGUGCUGACGGUCGCCGUCACGGAGGAGCCUCCAGCACCUCCUGGCUGCCGGCUUU
Messenger RNA from Cygnus olor (mute swan), 6177 nucleotides. RefSeq names its product zinc finger and BTB domain containing 46 (gene ZBTB46). The coding region runs from base 1825 to 4236 and encodes 803 amino acids. The record is from RefSeq and is a predicted model, not a curated record. The transcript is spliced from 11 exons. Gene Ontology annotation, biological process: regulation of transcription by RNA polymerase II. Gene Ontology annotation, molecular function: RNA polymerase II cis-regulatory region sequence-specific DNA binding; DNA-binding transcription factor activity, RNA polymerase II-specific; protein binding. Lineage: Eukaryota; Metazoa; Chordata; Aves; Anseriformes; Anatidae.